Messenger RNA from Microplitis mediator, 4494 nucleotides. RefSeq names its product inhibitory POU protein (gene acj6). Gene Ontology annotation, biological process: regulation of transcription by RNA polymerase II. NCBI's taxonomy places the organism in Eukaryota, Metazoa, Arthropoda, Insecta, Hymenoptera, Braconidae. Gene Ontology annotation, molecular function: DNA-binding transcription factor activity, RNA polymerase II-specific; RNA polymerase II cis-regulatory region sequence-specific DNA binding. The record is from RefSeq and is a predicted model, not a curated record. The transcript is spliced from 4 exons. Bases 422 to 1630 code for a protein of 402 amino acids.
AGUGUAAAAAAAAAAAAAAAAAAAUUUCAAUGAAAUGUGUAAUUAAUAGCAAUAAUGUAUUUAUUAAUUAUAAACACAUGCGUUAACGAUCAAAUGAAAAUGAAGAUAAAUUUUCGUAGCUGGGUUAACCAGCUUAAUAAUGACAUAAUUUUGAGUUUGUGUUGAUAAAAAAAUACAUAUAUUUAUAUAUGUAUGUGUAAUAAGAAUAUAUAUGUAUAUAUAUAUUCAUGACAAGUUACUGUGAUUUUUUUUUAACACAGGAUUAAAUAAAACAUAAACAAAAAAGUAAAAGUGAAAGACGAGUAUGCGUUGAAUGAUUUGUAGUUGGAACAUUCCAACGGUGAUUUGUUAAGAUUUAAUAACACGUAUAAUAUAUAAUAUUGUUUUAAGAGACAAGUGUUGACAAGUGAUAGUUGUGAAAAUGAUGUACUCACCUGACAAGAUGAUGGGAAGUAAGGGUCUUCAUGGGACACCCAUUUCCGCGCCUGGGUGUUUUCCAUCUGGAAGAUAUUCGCCGCCGUCUUAUCGCUCGGGGCCAGAUAAUAUGCCGCCUCCACCGCCGCCGAGACGAUGUAUGCCAAAUCCUGGGAGUCGGAUAUUAGAAGACGCCUCGAUAAUGUGUAAUUCUUGGUCACCGAGACACAAUGGUGACUUAUUCGGCGGUUUGAAUAGUGGACUACAAGAUGGUCUGCUCUCUCGAGCAGAGGCUUUAGCUGCUGAUUUAGGAAAGCACAAUGCAGGCACGCCAAUGCCACUUAAACAUGAUCCUGUGUCUGUAUAUCAUCACGGGGCACACAUGCCUAGUCCACACCCAAACAAUCGGCCGCACCAUCAGGUACAAUCACACCUAUUUUUGAUCGCUCGAUGCUUGCAGAUGAGUCAUCCUGGAAUGGAGAGUCUGGACAUGUUGGAUCCAGCGAAUUCAAUGACAACGCUGACACCAAUGUCCGAAGGCGGCGGAGGGGGUGGCGGUGGACCUGGCCAUCACGGCGGUAUUCAUGGACCAUCAGUAUAUGGCGGGAUGAAUGGCAUGAUGAGUCAUCAUCAUCAUGCGAACAUCGGAGGCGGCGUUCCACACUCACAUCACCCAGCAAUGGCAGCAGCAGCAGCUGCGGCCGCGGCUGCAGGCCUUCAUCCAGAUGCCGACACAGAUCCACGUGAACUCGAAGCGUUCGCCGAAAGAUUCAAGCAGAGACGCAUCAAGUUGGGUGUCACCCAAGCGGAUGUAGGAAAAGCACUCGCUAAUUUAAAAUUACCUGGUGUCGGUGCGCUGUCACAAUCGACGAUAUGUCGUUUCGAAUCACUUACUCUAUCACACAAUAAUAUGAUUGCACUGAAGCCAAUUUUGCAAGCAUGGUUAGAGGAAGCUGAGGCACAGGCUAAAAAUAAAAGGCGUGAUCCAGAUGCACCAUCCGUAUUACCAGCUGGUGAAAAAAAACGAAAGCGUACGAGUAUUGCUGCACCUGAAAAACGAUCACUGGAAGCGUUUUUUGCCGUGCAACCGCGUCCGUCUGGUGAAAAAAUAGCCGCGAUUGCUGAAAAACUAGACUUGAAAAAAAAUGUCGUGAGAGUUUGGUUUUGUAAUCAACGACAAAAACAGAAACGUAUGAAAUUCGCGGCUCAACAUUGACCCGAGGGUGGUUUGUGACAACAAAACUGACUGUAUCCGCCACCAGCACCUACGAAUCUUGAGCCAAAACCCGAACCACUCAGUGAGUAUCAAGGAUGGCCGUAGAUUUUUAAUUAAUAAUAAUAAUAGUAAUAAUAAUACUAUCAAUUAAAUUGCUGGUGGAUGUCAGACAUUGUUGUUACAGUCGUGAAAAAUAGUUUUAAUAAAUAAAUAAAAAUAUAAUAAUUUAUAAACUUUAAGAGAUUACGGAGAAGAAAUAAAAUUUUAAGUGACGGAAAGACUAAAAAUUAUCGUGCGUGUAAUCGAUUUAAUCUGAACACUUGAUUUGUGAAAAUUGAUUAUUAUACAGAGGGUCGGAAAAGAAAGUGACUAUUUUAAAGAGACAAAAAUAUAUUUCAUCGAUAUACAUUACGCUGAGAGAGAGAAACUUUCAGCUUCCUCCCUCCAACUGUCUUACCUUAAUUUCUCACAUUAUUUUUUCUCUCUCUCCCUCUCUCACAAUCCCGUUAUUUUUUUUAUUACUUAUUAUUAUUAUUGUUAUUAAAUUUAUUUUCAUUCCGUACAAUUUUCUCCCUCUCGUUUUCUUCGCGUCCUUGUGUAAAGCAAAAUAUACUUGCGGUCAAAUCGAUCAAACGUAACCCACUUUGAUGUCUAUAGAGUAGACGUGUAAAAUUAUAUUCUGUCUCUUUCUUACUUAUGGAUAUGUUAUAUUACACAAGGAAAUUUUUUUUUAUUUAAAACUAUCAAAGAAAAAAAAAAUAUAUAUACAUAUAUAUCCAUAUAUAUAAAUGGGUAAAAUGCAUCGUGGACGGACUGAACAUAAUUCCCACGCUCACUUGGUAGUUUAUAUACCUUUUGAAAACAUGGAUGUACCAAUACAUAUAUAUAUUUAUAUAUUAUAUAUUAGGGUGCUUCAUUUCGGAGCAACAUUUUUUUGUUUCAAGUGCUUGUGGAAAAAAUCAUAGUUCACCACAAAAGAAAAAUUUUCGCGCGAGAAUAAAAAUGUCAGACUGAUAUUAUUUACUUUCGCUAAAAAAAAAAUUGUUUAAUAACGAGAAUACUUUUACAGAAGUUCAGUCAAAUAUUGAAUAAAUGAAUAAAGAACUUGAAGUAAAAAAAUAUACAAUUUUCAUUUUUACAAUUAAUCAAAAUCAGAACGCGAUUAUUUUUGAAUAAAUUGAUGUCUAUAUAAAUGCAAAUAACUAUAGAGUGUAUCGGAAUUUCGAAAAAUUUUUGAGACAUAAUUUGUAGGAAAUGAAAUGGUCUUCAAAAAAGGUCCUAUGACAUUUUGUUAUAAGUCUGAUAGUUUCGCCGAAAAAGUCAAAUAAUAUGGAAAUUUAUUGUACUUCAAACUUUAACUUAUGAACGGGUAGAUUUAUCAAGAAAUGAUGAGAUCUUUUUUCUAGAGCAUUCAAUUUUCUACGAAAUCAUGUAUUAGUUUCUUCGAUAUAUUGAUCUGUUAGUGAGUUAAAAAAACUCAAAGUUUGAAAAAAAAAUUUUCUUGUGUUAUUUCAAUGGGAAAAUCAAAUUUUUCCAUGAGCUAGAUCUGAAAUCGGGAUAGAAUUUUUUUCUUGCGCGAAAAUUUUUCUUUUAUGUUGAACUAUGACUUUUUCCACAUGCACUUGAAAAAAAAAAUUUAUUCUGAAAUGACGCACCCUAAUAUAUAUAUAUAUAAAAUAUAUAUAUAUAUAUAAUACAUACGUACAUGUACACUUACAAUCACUUGGAAAAGUACAAGACGAAAGGUUCGAAAGUGGAGGAAUUAAACCGAAAAAAGCUAAAUAUUAAUUUAAAAAUUGAAAUAAUAAAAAUGACAUUAUCGGUAUUUAAAAUGAUAAUAUUAUAAUGAAACGUGAUUAUUAUUUGCACGUUAAAGUGAUAUUAAUUAUAAUAUACACAUAAAUAUAUAAUUGAUAUGGAUAAAGUUUCGCAGAUUUAAAAUAAAAAGUUAGAGAAAAGUGAGAGAUGAAUUUAAAAUAUAAGCCAAGUGUUAUGUAGUGAUAUUGGACAAUCAGUGAAAAGACUGUAUUAUAAUAAUAUCGAUCAAGCAAUACCAUUAAGUCAUUAGGACAAAUACAAUAGCUAUUGUUUAUUUAUUAUUUUUAUUUCAUUUAUUUGUUUACUGAAAUAUUUAAAUGUAAUGAUGAAGUAAAUGAUUUUUAUUUAUUUUUAUUGUUUUAUAUAUAUAUAUGUAUCUUAAAAAAAGAGAGGGAGAAAAUAAUGAAGUUAAUUUAUUAAUAUGUACGUAAUUACAGCAAUACCAAAUGAAGUUAAGAUAAAACGUAAUGAAUAAAUAUAAAUUUGUUUAUUUAAAAUAUAAAAUAUGCAGAAUAUAUUUGUAAGUUGUACAAAUGUAGUGGAUAAGUAAUUUUUUAGAGAGAUUAAAUAGACUUAUUGAAUAAUAACUUUUUUUUUUCUCAUUAGCUGAGUGUAUGAAUGAUGAAGUAAUAGUGCAAUACUUAGUGUGUAAUUUAAAUAUAAUAUUUAUUGUUUUUGUUUUUGUUUUUGUUUUAGUUUUUUAUUCUUCCCAAUAAAGAACUGGUCUGGUAAUUAAAUUAAAUAAUUUGACAUAGGUCAAAUCAAAAUGAUAAGAAAUUUGAUUUUAAAUCAAAGAUAUUUUUUAAUUUACUCAAAAUUAUGUUAUUUAUACAGAAAAAAUUAUUUCUUGGCGCAAUAAAUUUUUUCUCGUCUUAAAAAAAUUUUUGGUUUCACACGAAGGAAAUUUCAAGUAAAUAUACCUAUGCAGCAUACACGGAGAGAAAUUUAUGGUAACAAUUACAAUAUAUUAUGGGAAUGAUUCCCAUAAUGCAUGAUAACCGGUUUUUUUGAAAUGUUGAUUAUGGGAACGGCAUCCAUAUAUUGUA